GGUCAAGUUGGUCCAGCCGACUUUGUUGAACUCUGACCCAAAAGAGCAGGAAAUGAAGCAUUAUAAAUUAUCUUGUAAAAGAUGCCAUUCUGAGCAGUACUUUAUAGUUUAGAUCCCGAUCACAUAUAUACAAUGGGGAGAAACUCGACCUUGUUUUGCAGAGAAGAAGAAAGGGACGCUCUGAUCAAAAUCCUACAAAGUCUUUCAGACCCGCUUGGGUUGCUCUUGUCGUGGAAGGGGAAAGAUUGCUGUAAGUGGCAAGGAAUCAGCUGCAACGCAGCCACCAGACACGUGGUCCGGCUUGAACUACUCCCUCGCUUGGAAAACCGGUCGGAUGGCUCUAUUCCUGUGCCUGACCAUCCGUUCUACGCGGUUAGGUUGAGCAGCUACCUCCUCAACUUGAAACACUUGAACCACCUCGAUCUUACUGGGAUCAAUGUAGAUGAGAAUUGCGCCAUCCCUGAUUUCAUCGGUUCGAUGAAACAGAUAAGGUACCUCAACCUUUCCAACAUGGGUUUUCACGGAACUGUUCCUUCCCAUUUGGGUAACCUCACGAAUUUGGAAGUCCUUGAUCUUCGGAAUUCUCCACAAAGUUGUCCGACGUUCUUUAAUUAUGUAUCUAGCGGGGAUGAUCUUCAAUGGGUUUCCCGUCUCGUGGCAUUGAAGCACCUCGAUAUAAGUGGAGUAGAUCUUUCAAAAGUGCACAAUCUGAUGCAAGUACUCAGCAUGCUUCCUUCUUUGUCACGUUUAUCUCUGUCGUGCUGCAGGCUCGAUAAUUUUCAUCUAUCUCCUGGUCGAGGUCUCAAUUCUAGUUUUCUCUCAAAUCUUCGCUACCUAGAUCUUUCCAACAAUUACCUUGAUCUAUCCAGCCCAUUCCAAAACUUGACUUCUCUCAAUUACCUUGAUCUUUCGUACAAUUCUUUCAACUCUCUUGGAAGCCACUUCCUGUCUGGUCCCAAUCUUGAACACCUAGAUAUCUCGAGAAACCAAUUUCGAGGUCAAAUACCCAGGGCUCUCCAGAAUAUGACUUCCCUCACUUACCUCGAUCUGUCAAACAAUGGUUUCUCUUCGGUUCCGAUGUGGUUCAGCGGCUUGAAAUGCCUCAUCCAUAUGGAUAUAUCCGGGAACCCGUUGGGGCAGACCGUGGGAGGAUUGUCACUUUUAUUGAGAGAUAAAUGCAACCUGAGGUUUCUCAAUUUGGAUGGCGUUCUCUUGCAAGGACAAAUUAUUGGGAAGUCUAGCGGGUUCUGUGCACCGAACCUUGAGUCAUUAAGUGCAGGUGGCAACUUGUUCGAAGGAAAAUUGCCUGACCAGUUAGGAAAUCUGGAAAAUCUGAAAUAUUUGACGCUGUCCAGGAAUUUCUUCAAUGGUUCCAUUCCAGAUAGUUGGGGAAAACUUCGUAGCUUGUUAAAAUUGGAUCUUUCUUCCAACUUCUUGUAUGGGGCCAUCCCGUGGUGGUUGGGCCAAUUACAGUCCCUACAGUCAUUGGAUGUUCGGGAUAAUGAUUUUAGCGGCACAAUCUCGGAGAGUCUUGGACAACUUUCAGACCUUCAAUAUUUAGAUUUCUCGGGUAAUUCAUUGGAAGGCUCGGUUUCUGAAGUUCAUUUGGCGAAUCUUUCAAGGUUGGAAUCUCUAGACCUUAGCAACAACCAUUUGACUGUGAAGAUCAAGUCUGACUGGGUACUUCCAUUCCACCUCACAUACAUAGCCAUGCGAUCUUGCAAAUUUGAUACCCGACUUCCGCAAUGGUUACGGACUCAAAAGAAUGCCGGUGAAAUAAUUCUCUCAAAUGCAUCCAUUUCAGGCGAAUUACCAGAAUGGCUUGGUAAUUGGAUUGUGUUCAUUCUAGAUCUGUCGCACAACCAAAUCACGGGACCAUUAUCAAAAUUGUCCAGAUUCAUCGGAUAUUCAUUAGAUCUAUCACAUAACCAAAUUUCAGGUCAGAUUCCAGCUACUUUUGGAAACAUCUCUGUGCAGUCAUCUUUGUUUCUCAAUGAUAACCUCAUAACUGGUCCAAUACCGGCGUCAUUAUGUGAGUACGAAGGUUUAGAAUUAGAUCUUUCGGGAAACAAACUGUCUGGCAAUAUUCCUGACUGUUGGAACAAGUCUAGUGCACCCUUACACAUGAACAAAAUAAAUUUGUCAUCCAACAACUUGUCAGGCCUUAUUUCAAGUUCAAUGGGGAAACUCUCCUCGCUUUUAUCCCUGCACUUGAACGACAACAAUCUCCGCGGAGAGCUUCCAACAGCCUUGAGGUUUCUCACUAAUUUGGUAUUUUUAGAUCUAGGGGAGAACAAUCUCUCUGGAUAUCUACCUUCGUGGAUCGCGGAGGACCUUCAGUCACUGAAAGUUCUGAAAUUGCGGAAUAAUCAUUUCAACGGCAGCAUUCCGUUGAAGUUCUGCUCACUCUCUCAGUUGAAGUGGCUGGAUCUGGCGUCAAACCGUUUGUCAGGAACUAUUCCUACUUGUUUUGGCUACUUACGGGGCAUGACUUGGGUAUCCUACACCCACCCAGGUAACUCCUCUGCCAUUGCUGAGACUCCAACGGUCGUGGAUAAAGCUCCAACAGCAGGGAUCAUGAAGGGAAAUGAACUCGAAUAUAUCACCACGGACAUACAAUCCGUUUCAGCUAUGGACCUCUCAGGAAAUAACUUGGAGGGAUCGAUCCCGAAGGAACUGGCAUCUCUCAUGGGACUGCGCAGUUUGAACCUUUCGCAUAACCUUCUCUCAGGGAACAUCCCGCAGAACAUUGGGGACUUGAAGGUGGUGGAGUCUCUCGAUGUCUCAAACAACCGUCUCUCGGGGCACAUUCCCUUGAGCAUUUCCAAUUUAACGUUCCUGGCCCGCCUUGAUUUUUCAAACAACAACUUUAGUGGGAGACCUCCUAAAGGCAAUCAACUGGAUACGCUUUAUACAGAUAAUCCUUUCAUGUAUGCUGGCAAUCCCCAGCUCUGCGGGGAUCCACUGCCAAACAGAUGCCCAGGUGACAAAGUGCCAGAACCUCCAAAUACUCCGGGUGAAGGAGAAGAGGGGAAAGAAUCAGAUUCUUCGGAGAGGAUAGUCUUUUAUGGAGUAGUAGCAACUGGGUUUGCUACUGGGUUUUGGGGAGUAAUUGGAAUUCUAAUAUUCAAGAAGAAUUGGAGAGUCACCUUCUUUAGGUUUGUUGAGAAGCGCAUGGAUGGGGCUUAUGUGGCUAUCAUGGUGAAGGUUGCCAAGUUAAAGAGAAGAAUGAGAAGAACUUGAGCGAAUAGAAGCCAUUGGCUUAACUAUCUUCCGUUCGCUCUUUUCUCGUAUUUUCAUCUUUUCCCUUCAUCUGUUUCAAUUCCAGGUUGUACUCCUUUCCGGCAUUUUAAUUUCCUUUAAACUGUGUACUUUGUUCAAUAGCAUGGCCUGACUUAAGUUCAGCGGAUAUAAUUGAUAUGCAUACAUUGUACUGCCUUUCCAUUUCACUGUUAUCAUCUCAUAUAUUCGUUGCUCGUGUCUACCGGAGCCAGAGAAAAGAUUUUCCUUUCAGAGGAAAUACAGCAUUCAAAUGACUCUGCUAUUGUGGAACUCACAUGUACCUUGCUUCCAGCUCGUCCGCAUACAAACUCAGGAGAGUCAACACUCUAUGGUCGAUUCAGUAUAUUGGUUUGAAAAGUAAUGGUCUAUGAAUGCAAUUCAUAUCAUUAUACGAA
This is a messenger RNA of Punica granatum (pomegranate), 3677 nucleotides long. The record is from RefSeq and is a predicted model, not a curated record. NCBI's taxonomy places the organism in Eukaryota, Viridiplantae, Streptophyta, Magnoliopsida, Myrtales, Lythraceae.